Hippocampus zosterae (dwarf seahorse) is the source of this 2553-nucleotide messenger RNA. It is a transcript of the gene tnip2, whose product is annotated as TNFAIP3 interacting protein 2. Lineage: Eukaryota; Metazoa; Chordata; Actinopteri; Syngnathiformes; Syngnathidae. Bases 520 to 1875 code for a protein of 451 amino acids. Gene Ontology annotation, biological process: cellular response to lipopolysaccharide; regulation of transcription by RNA polymerase II. The transcript has 6 exons. Gene Ontology annotation, molecular function: K63-linked polyubiquitin modification-dependent protein binding. The record is from RefSeq and is a predicted model, not a curated record.
CGGGGACACAGCGCUUUCCAACGUUCCGCUCAAAAAUUGUUGCCAAACACGCAUAGGUUAACGUCAGCGUCGAUAAUUGAGUAAUUUACCAAACAUUUACUCAUAUUUGUCUUAUUUUAAAUUCGCCCAAGGCUCAUUUAGAUUUUGAAUCUUUCGUUUCCCGCAGUUAUUGAACGCGCCGCCGGUGCUUCAGCUCGCCAUUAAUUCUGAUUUUGAGGGGAAUGUUCAUUCAAAAACGAUAAAACAAAACAACACGAUAAUUAAAUCUUAUAAUGUCGUUCGGAGACGGUGAGUCUGCGAGGGCACACAGUGCUCACUUUGACGAAUCUCCAAAAUUCCAAGGGAAGUUCCCCAGGAAAUCCCCCGCUCGGUUAUAUUAUCGUCGACGGCGUGAAGCCACACCGCCCUAACAACAGUGCCACUUCCUCGGAUACAUUCGAGAGGAAAACGCGGGUCGGGAACCGUCGCGUGGUGGAUUACUAAAAUUUAAUUCAAACCACGAUCGAGCCUCGCGCAAGAAUGGACCCAGCCGACGCGGACAACAAGCGGAGCUACAGCACGCUCAACACGCUGUACCACGAAAGCCGGCAGGAGAUGGAGCUCCUGGCCAAGCAGCUGGCGGCCAAGGACAACAUUAUAGCCGAGCUCAAGCUGAGGCUAGCCGGCCACGAGAGGCUUUGCUUGUCGGUGGGCGACAACCAGUCGGUGGUGGUCGGGCCGUCCAAGUCUCUGCUGGAUAGUUUGUGCAAAGAAAUCUACAAGCUGAAGCAGAAGAGCAACGAGACGGAUUUGAAAGUGGUCAGACAAGAAGAGGAGAUCAAGAGACUGAGCGAGCAGCUGCGUCAGAAGGACGAGCAGCUGGAAAGCGUCAAGUGCGACGCAAAGAGCCCCGGGGAAUUGAACGGUGAUUCCGAAAAGGAGCUGGAGCUCCGGAGGCUGCGCUCGGCCGAAGCCACCAAGACCGUUCUGUGCACGUCGCUGGCCGAGGAGGCCGAGCAGCUACGGGGCCAGCUGGGGGCCACCGUCCAGGUGUGCCGUCAGCUGAUGGCCAAGCUGGAGAAAAGCAAAGCGGGCAAGGCGCAGGCGGGCGAGCAAGCCGCGACGCAGCCACCCGAGUCACCUGACAGAUCUCCGAAUUCCCCAAUCCGCCAACUUGAGGAUGAGAAUCGGCAGCUGAAGCAGCGUGUUGCUUAUGUCCAGGGCCUGAACUCGCAGUGGCAGAAGUACGACUCCAGCCGGGAGGACUACAUCCGAGGACUGUGCCAGCGGCUCAAGAGCGUGGCGGCGACGCCGCUGGCUCCUUCGCUCGCCUCGGCCGGUGCCGCUUUGCUCCAUCAAGAGAUUUCCCGACUUAACGGCCUGCUGGAGGACAAACUGAGCGAGUGCGCCAGGCUGCGAGGAGAAGCCCAGCAAGCCAGCAGCAAAGACAGAGAACGCAUUCAGACGCUGGAGCAGCAGGUACUCAUCUACACGGAAGAUUUUAAGUCGGAGCGGGCCGACCGGGAGCGAGCUCAGGGACGCAUUCAAGACCUCAAGGAGCAAAUUUGUCACUUGAAGCAGCAACUACACAAACAGGGAUCGACUCGAGAAACCAGGGAGGUCCCCGUGUGUCACGUGCACAUCGGUCACCGAGUCUCGUCGUCCUCUUCCUCGCGACGCCACCACCGGGACGUUGGGGAUUGUUCGGGGGCCCGGAACAACACGCCACGUCUGUUGGCUCCCCCCGCGGCGGUUGCCUCGCCACCAGCGCUACCGCAGGAUGCCGCCCUAAUGGAGGUGCCAUCAGAUCUGCAGUGCCCACGCUGUUUUGCCACCUUUAGCGAGGAUGACGCCGCCCGCUAUCUCAACCACUGCGAGGAGUGCGCCACCUUGUGAGCACGACUGGGACAUUUUGCGCACUACAUGGAAUACCUCAACCUGAACAAAAAUGAUUUUUUUUUUUUGUUAUCGGCAAGAGUCAUUUAAGCCUUUGAGCUAAGGUCACGCAUUAAAGUCUUAGGCCACCGUGUGGUUUGGAAUAAGCAAAUUUGUGUAUUUUGGGGCGGGAACCUAUCGUCGUUAUUUGCUUGACUACUUUCUGCUUUUUUGCUGUCAAUAUAAACAGAUAGUUUCGACGCCAAUACCGGUGACAAAGAAUACGGCAUUUUUAAAAUCAAAAUAUUUCCAUCAAACUGAAAAGCUGAAGAGUUUGUUCUGAUAAAUGGUCAACUUUGAGAAAAAAAAAAUACUUUUAGGAUCACAAUAGCGGAAACAAUCAUUGUAAUGGUCGCCAGAGACUUUAUUCGCGUACUUUGAAUGCAAACUUUAUAAGCUUUCUCUUGUUGAAUCACAAAAUCUCACUUGGUGCUAGAAAUCUAUUCAUAAUUUAUUAUCAUACACAAAAGCCAUAAGAUAUAGUUCUACUGUUAGAUUAUUUUAAUAUAAAAUAUAGAAGUGUAUUUAUUUAAUUUGUAAUGUAUGCAAAGGACCCGAUUUUGGAAGGUGUGGUGCUUCCCUCCCCCUCCCCCCUCCCUCUGAUCGUCUAUUUUUAUAAUAAAAUAUUUCAUAAAUGAU